CGGGCGGGCUGAGGGGCCGGAUGGCGCCGGCCGGGCCCGGGCCGCUGUCACCGUGCGGGGCUAUCGGGGCAGAGAGGGGUUGGUGUCACAGUCCUGGGCCAUCGGGACGGAAAAGGGCCGGUGUCACAGCGCGGGUUCAUCGGGGCGGAAAAGGGCCGGUGUCACAGUUCGGGGCUAUCGGGGCGGAGAGACGCCGGGCCCGCCCUGCCGGUUGCUGUGGUUUGCUCUCAGCCCUCGGUGUUUACCCCACGAUCGACAUCUUCCUCUCAGGCAAGGCUUUAGGCCUGAAGGUGAAGCAGCCACAGCCCGACCUGCUUAUCUACGGUUGAAAAGAUGGGGAAUGCAGAAAGCAAUGCCUAUCAGAAUCACCUUUCCAGAUUUCUUCCUGAGGAGCAGUCUGACAUUGAUGGACUAUUCGAUACCUUAUCAGGAUCUAGUGGCUCAGCUGGAGCAAAAAAUGCCAAAGCUACAAAGAAAACUGUGACUCUGGCAGCACUACAGGCACACACUCGGGAACCACUGCCAGAGCCAAUGACUGUUCGGUUGUACAAUGGCAUGAAAAGCAUUGACCUGCCUGGMAAAUCGUCUGGGCUGAGUGAACAGAUUGCUAAGGAGCAGUUUGUAAUUUUUAUGUCAAACCUCUUAAAAGGAAAUGCGGAUGAGAAGAUUAGCAUCAUAAUGAGAAUGAUCUCCAAGACAGGAGGGCCCCUGAAGGGCAAACAAAUCCAAGAGUUCACAGAGGAUCUGAUCACRUCUGUAGUCCAUGUACUGAGCUACAGGAAGGAACUGAAAGGUUGGAGUUUGGAGAAUACGAGGGAUUUUUCAAGUGGAGUCAAAGCUUUGGCUUCUGAGCUGCUCUCAGAAUUGAAGCUUCCAGAUGGGACAAAACCUGUGGGUUCUCAGCUGCUGGAGACAAAUUUUGAUCAAAGUGUCAUUGAGGAUUGGGUGUACCGAGUUCCCCAGAUCUCYGUUUUCCUCAGUGUUGUCAUCAGGCAAGGCCUCCAUGUCCUSCAUUCCCUCCCAGACCAAACCAACGACAUCCUCAACCUGGUUCCCCACUGCAAAGGUGUCAAAGGGAGAGGAGUUGUCAGCCUCUUUGACAUCCCAGCCAUCAUCUACAUCAACUCCCACCUGCCUGCAGAGCUACAGCACAAGUGGCAGCUUUUAUUUUCCUCCAGGCUCCACGGGGAGAGCUUUUCACAGUUGUGUGCCCAUAUAGUGAACAAAGGUCCWUGCAUAGUGAUCUUAAGGGACUUGGAUGGUUUCCUCUUUGGUGGGUUUGCAUCUCACUCCUGGGAGGUGAAGCCACAGUUCCAAGGUGACAACAGAUGCUUUCUGUUUUCUGUUUUCCCCACUCUGGCUGUGUACACAUACACAGGGUACAAUGACCACUACAUGUAUUUAAACCAUGGCCAACAGACUAUGCCAAAUGGACUUGGUAUGGGUGGCCAGCACGGGUACUUUGGGCUCUGGAUUGACAGUGACUAUGGGAAAGGCCACAGCAAAGCCAAACCUCGCUGCACCACCUACAACAGCCCCCAGCUGUCAGCCAAAGAGGAAUUUACUCUGGAUGCCAUGGAAGUUUGGGCAGUGGGAGAUGCUCCUGAGAAUGCAGGGAAAAAAGGUAAGAAGAGUAUCCUGGAUGUGGAUCCUCAGGCUCAGGCCUUGUUAGAAAUGGCUGGAAAGAGUCGUCAGAGCGAAGGGCUGCGGGAACCCAUUGAAGAGGAUGAAGAUGAUGAUGAAGAGARCUAAAGGAAUUACAGUAACACAAAAAAUCCUUUAUUUACUUCCAAGUGUUAAUGUUCUUGGAGAAGACAUUUUUUUCUUUUUUUUUCCCUUAAAUUUACCUCAUUGUCUGGGACAAAGCUUGUUACUUGUGUAAUGUUCAGGUUUAAUGCACUAUUCUGCCUGAAGGGUUUUGUUGGGGGAGUUCAGAAAAAUUAACUAGGGAUACAAUCAUUAGGCAUGGCUAAGCUCCAGCUGAAUGUGAAUUUGCUURCAUUCCCCAUAGAUUAUGUCUGCACACUAAAUUAAAAGCAGCAGAAGUUAUUGACAGUAUGGCUUUCUGUCUUGGAGAAUUGAUAUGUACAUAUUUAUAUAUUUAUAAAGCCUGUUCAAGGCACUGAUUAAAGCUCUUAUACCUCAAACUGUACAUAUUUAUUUGCAUGCCAUGAAAUUAGUCAGCAAAGCUUACAAACUGUAAUGAUGUCUUCCAUUGCUGAACAUACAAUAGUCCACAUGAUUCCAACUGAAGGGUGCUAUUAAUUUGCAUUGCUUCAGUUCAAACAUUUAUUUUCAAGUUUUCUAAGUAAUUUUCAGCAAAAGACUCCAUAUGAGUUUUAGGAUGUCCAGAAUARUUAUAGAAUAACAGAUUUUAUGCUACUACACUGCCCUUGAUGCAUCUCACUUCAUCUGUUUCUGCAGAAAUUUGUCUGUUGCUUUUUAAACUUAGAAUAGAAUCACUGAAGCCAUAUUUAUCCUAAAAAUGGACCAUCCCACCAGCAGGAAUUCUCUAGACAAGGUACAUUCUUUAGAAACCUCAUGAGACUGGAAUAAAAGAUCAGGCUGUAAAAAAAGUUAGUAAGAAGCAGCCACAUUUAAUUGAGAACAGGAUCUGCAUAUACCCUGUGAAAGAAGUAAAAAUCAGGUUUAUAUUUGUAAAAUGUUUAAAGAAGAUUGCUGUAAACUUUAUUUCCACAUAAUUAAUAAGUACUCUAUUAUGGAAAARUAUCCCCAGAAUGUGAAAUGCAGUUGUUGGGGUUUGUGCUCUCUUUUUUGACUGUCCACCAGUCAACACCAGUUUUGCCAGGUCUACUCAGGACUUUUUCUACUUGAAUUUGUUCACAUCUAUCAGUAAUUAUUAGUUUGACCUUGCUAAUUCUGUGUGUUAUUAACUUGUCAAUAAUAACCCUGGUUUCUUCCAGGGACUGUAAUUUCUAACUCAGCAAAAUGUGUUUGGUUAUCAGUGUCUCUGCUUAUCAGUCUUCCUCCUUCUGAGGAAAARGACUAUGUCCAAUCCCCUUUGUCCUGGCAUAAGUUUGUGCAGCUUAGAGAAAAAAUGUGUUGUAACAAUCUACAGAAUUCUACAAUUCCUGAUCUUGUGGCCUCCCUUCAAAUCCCUUCCCUUGCUGUUUUCUUGUAUGUGGUCUUUUUUUCCCCAACGUAUUGUUUUUGAUAGGGAGCCAGAUUUGAAUAUUCUUAACAACCUGCACUUGUGCCUUAAUGUAGAUCUCAUUUUUAAAAACUAAAUUAAAUGUGAAUUUAGCCUUGAAAGGAGAGCAUGAAAAAUUGCUCCAGCCAGACACCCUAGAACUGAGCUGUGUGUUUUGUGGAGUACCUGAAUUAAUACUUGGGCCACUUAUAUGCUAUUUGUUCCAGUACAGAGAGUGCUGUGAAAGGCCUGAAAUAAUGUCCUUUUAUCCUGUAUUUGCUUAAAGAUAAACACUYUAAAGAUCAAGUCUCCCAGGUUUGUACCACACAGAAAAAUAAUGUAAGCAUCAGAACAAUUGCACUGAUUCUUUUGUAGAAUUUUCUUCUCUAUAUAUGUUAAUAAUGUUAAAUUGUGCAUUGUAAGGAGUAGCAAGUACAUGAUGCUGUAAGAGUGGUGAUAGCAGCUUUUGUUGUAACAUUCUCCAACUCCCACCACGAGUCUCAGAGGUCUUUCUCACUUAACUCACUUAGCARUGACUAAGCCUAUUAAAUACUCCCAAGUGCUUGGCAUACAGGAUGAGACRGUUGAAUUUCUUCAGGGAAGCAUAAAAUAAACAGCUAGACUUUAUUUUUCUUCCAUUACAAGGCAGAGACUUGUUUUUGAGAACUGAAGCCAUCUGCAAGGGUUUAAAAAAAAAGGGAGCAGAUGCCUUUGCAGGCUGUAUUUGAGGAGGGGGAAUUGUACAAAGCUACUCUCCACCAAAAAUACUUCAGUGGCCAGGUUUUCUUUGAUUUAUAAUGAGCACCAGUAUAGCUUUCUAUUCAUAUUUUUUUUCUAGACUAUGAUUCCAAAAUGUAAUCCUKUUUAAACAUCUUGUGACUAUCAGCAUAGCAGCGUGACCUCUGAAAUUGUAGUUUUUUGACAAAUUUGUGUCUGAGACUCUUCAUUUUCACUUUGAAGGUGUUAAGCUGRGGCAAGAAGAAAAUUGACACUAUGGCACUUUAGCAAAUGUCUCAAUGAAGCAGUAUUUACUAGGGCACUACUGACCCAACCAGCAGAUGGGAUUAUUCUGAAUUGUUCUUUAAAUAUAAAAGAUGGGCUUGGGAGAGAGUCAACUAGUAUUUUCCUGAACCAAAUGAUUAGGAAAUCUGGGCUUCCUGCUCAUCCACCUACAAAUAUCCAGAAAGCUUUUGUCAGCAGUGGGUUUAGCUAUGAUCUGAACAGCUCAAUCACUUUUGUGCAGUUCUUGACCCAGCUGCAAAGCUCAACAUCCCUUCUCUGUUCCUGACUCAUCUUURUUCUCAGACUUUGUGAAAGUGAGUCUCUUUCCCAUUAAAUCCUUCUGCUGCUGUGCAUUGGGUCUGCUCAGCCUCCCCUUUUUCUCUUAGCCACACAGGUACAAAAAAUGACAGCUGAGGGUUGACACUUCAGCUCCCUGCUCUGUUUGACCUCUCCCCACUAUUUCCUUGAAAUCCUGCUCAAUYGAGGCUGGAGAUAGGGGAAUCCACAAACACUAUAAACUGGAGAAAAAUWAAUGCUUGAAGGCAGGUCUUUUCCAUUCUUCUAACG
Molecule: messenger RNA, 4720 nt
Organism: Malurus melanocephalus (red-backed fairy wren)
Lineage: Eukaryota; Metazoa; Chordata; Aves; Passeriformes; Maluridae
Gene: MEAK7
Product: MTOR associated protein, eak-7 homolog
Exons: 9
Coding region: 334-1752 (472 amino acids)
Biological process (GO): TOR signaling
Source: RefSeq, a predicted model, not a curated record